UGCCAACUGCUUUUAAAUUCCAAAGAAGAAGAAGAAGAAGGAAACGCGGCUGUCCAGCUCUGUGAUCACGAACUCAUCACAUCCACUCAGCAUGGACUUCUCAAUCCGUGCAGCCAACGUGGACGACUGCAAGGACAUCGCGCGCAUGAUCAUGGAGCUGGCAGAAUAUGAGAAAGUGUCAGACCAUGUGAAAGUCACCCAGAAAGACUUGGAGCAGGAUGGCUUUUCCAAGAACCCGUUCUUUCAUGGGAUCAUCGCUGAGGUGCCAGAACAGCACAAAACCAAAGAAGGGCACACGAAGAUCGGCUAUGCACUUUAUUUCUAUGCUUACAGCUCCUGGUCAGGCAGAGCCAUUUAUAUGGAGGACUUGUACGUGAUGCCUGAGUUCAGAGGGAAAGGCGUUGGUAAAGCACUAAUGAGCAAGGUGGCACAGCUGGGUCUGGCUGCUGGUUGCCACCAGCUCAACUUCGCCGUCCUGGACUGGAACAAACCAUCAAUGGACUUUUACCUCAGCCAGGGCUGCUUCGAUAUCACUGAUACCAUGGGCUACCACUGCCUGCGCUGCGAGGGGGAGGCGCUGAAGCACCUGGCUCAACUUUAACCCAUCUGUUAUGACCUUGUGACCCUUGCAGCCAUGAGGUCAGCCCACACACUGCAGGGAUGGAGCAACUUGAAGCCCCUACCUCAGUGUUACCAGGCCGUCUGAAGGUCUGUCCAUAUAAGCUAAGAGUGCAGCACACCUUUUAAAAUGAAUAUAGUUCAGAUAUGUGUUUAUUUUAUAAAUGGCAUCAAAUUGGUUUUUUAAUUUAGUUUCAGUUACAUUUUGUAAUGUAAUUUACAAGCAGUGGAUGUUCCAGUGUGUAACGUCAUAGAAUAAAGCGAAUUGUAUACAUUUC
This is a messenger RNA of Oreochromis aureus, 896 nucleotides long. RefSeq names its product thialysine N-epsilon-acetyltransferase-like. The record is from RefSeq and is a predicted model, not a curated record. The transcript has 6 exons. Gene Ontology annotation, molecular function: N-acetyltransferase activity. Lineage: Eukaryota; Metazoa; Chordata; Actinopteri; Cichliformes; Cichlidae. Bases 92 to 601 code for a protein of 169 amino acids.